Messenger RNA from Orussus abietinus, 898 nucleotides. RefSeq lists its product as uncharacterized. Lineage: Eukaryota; Metazoa; Arthropoda; Insecta; Hymenoptera; Orussidae. The record is from RefSeq and is a predicted model, not a curated record. The transcript is spliced from 3 exons. The coding region runs from base 148 to 594 and encodes 148 amino acids.
CGCCGAUCGACGCGAGAUCUUCCUAAGGCGAGUCUUAUUCGAGAAUCCAGGUCGCGCGAGCUCCGAAACGUUUAAUUUAAGGGAACCUAAAGCUGAGAUCGUUUCGGGUUAAUUUAACCACAAAGUGAUCGUUAUUCCGUAUCAAACAUGCGUUUGGUCCUCUCGUUGUGUCUUGGGUUAGUCGUUGGCUCCUGCUGCUCUGAAAUAACGAAGAGAUACAAAGAUGGUGAUCUUCCGGGCGUGCAACAAAGUGCAGCGGGUCACCACCAAUCAGGGGUUAAUGAGAAUUCGAAGGAAAUUGACGUGCACCAAUCACAUGGAAAUCUUGAAAACAUGAAUUACGCGGCCGAUGGGUUCCAAAUUAAAAAAGGAUGUCCCCUGUGCGAUAGCUCGGUAUACCCUUAUUGCGGUGAUAAAUUGUUGCAUGACGCCUGCUGUUGCACGGAUCCAUAUCUACACGAGCUACCCUAUAUUUGUCGCUUAGCAGAUUGUAAAUUUUUACAUGCCAAUUCUUGUCGAGAGCAUCGACUCAUCAGUAAUUGUUGCUGCAGUGAUCAGUAUCGGUCUCUUUUAAGAAGUCUUGCACUUCAGUGAGUGGUGCAAUUGUUGAUCUUCACUGUUUUCAUUUUUUUAUACUUUUCUACAUCUACGGUCAUAAAUGUAAAUGUAAAUUAACCUAGUAGUUAUUGCCUUAUAUCAUUUAUGGCUGAAUUGCAAAAUAAUAUAAAGUUACAAUGCAUUUGACCAGAAUGAGUCAUCGUGGAAUAAUUUGGGUAGAAAGUAGUUCCAGCUUCUGUUUAAAGGCAACUCGAUCAUUAACACAAAAAUUACAUUUCAUUGACUGUAUGAAAAAUGUUUAUGUAUAUUAUUAUUGUCAGUCAUCGAGACAUUUAGACGU